AAGCAAAAUAAAAAUCAUGAUUGAUAAAGAUUUUAUGUAAGAUCUAGAAGAUGAAGAGGAGUAAUAAAUAGUAGAGGCAAAAAAGUAAGUUGAAGAUGAGCCUGCUUGUUCUUUGCUAAAAGAUAGCAAAUUUCUUUAGCAUUAUCAAAGGGUUUUAGAAGUAUCUGCUUAUCAAAUCUAAGAUGAAACAAUAGAUGCAAGUCAUGAAGAAUAUCAUUUGAUAUUAAGAUCAAACGAAUAUAGUACAAUAAUCGAUUAGGAGUAUUGAUUUUGAAUAAAUUAAGGAUUUUAAAUAUUCAUAAAUAAUUGAAGGAUGUAUACCAUAAGAAGUUUCCUGAGUUAGAAAAAAUAAUAAUAAAUCCAAUAGAAUAUGUUAAGAUAGUGCAACUGAUUCGAAAUGCUAUAGAUCUUUAGGCUAUAGAUUUUUCUUAACUUUUGAGUGGUUAACAAGUAGUAGCAGUGAAUAUAGCAGCAAAAUAAUCAUUGAUAGGAUAGCUUCCAGAGGAAGAUGUGUUAUUAGUAGAUUAAUUGUGUCAUAAGAUAGAAACUUUGGAUAGCUAUAAUUAGAAAAGUAAAUAAAAAAUAAAAUGAUUAGUAAUAUCCUAUAUUGAAUCACGAAUGAAAUACAUAGCUCCAAAUGUUUCAGCUUUAAUUGGUACACAGUUGGCUUCAAAAUUGAUGGCAGCAGCAGGAGGAAUAGAAAAGCUUGCAAAUAUGCCAGCAGGUAAUAUUUAGGUUAUGGGAAGUGUAAAGAAAAAUAUGUUAGGAAUGAGUAGAGCUAUGCAUAAUAGAAAUACUGGAUAUUUUGGAACUUUAGAGAUUGUAUAGAAGGCAUCAGGAAAAUUACAAAAUUAGAUAGUAAGGAUGUUAGCAACAAAUGUAGCAAAAGCAGCAAGGGUUGAUAAUAUGAAGACAUGUCCUAAAGGAAAUGUAGGAGAGGAUUUAAGAAUAAAAAUGAUGAAAAGAUAUUAAAAAAUAUAAGAACCUCCUCCUGCAAAAUUAGAAAAGCCUUUGCCUAUUCCAGAUGAGAAUAAGAAGAGAAGGAGAGGUGGGAAGAGAUUUAGAAAAUAAAAGGAAAGAUUGGCUAUGACUGAAGUGAGAAAAUAUGCAAAUCGAUUAAAAUUUGGAUUAGAGGCAGAGGAUGAGAUUAAAGAUACAGGAAUUGGAUUGGGAAUGUUAAGUUAAGGAAUAGGUAAGGUUAAAUUACACAUAAAGAAAGAUAAGCCUAUUGGUUUAAGCAAGAAAUUAUAAUAAAGACUUGCUUAAACAAAAACUCAAUCUGGUGGUGGCACAGGAGGAUUAACAUCAAGCAUUGCUUUUACACCUACAUAAGGAAUUGAAUUAAUAAAUCCAGAGGCUGGAUAUUUGUCAAAAGUUCCUGAUUAAUAUUUUAAUAGAGAAUCUGGAUUUAGAACUGUUUUAAGAAAAGAAAGAGAAUUUGGUAGAUAGUUUUGAUUAGUUAAUUUAGUUUAAUUUUUAAA
This is a messenger RNA of Paramecium sonneborni, 1481 nucleotides long. The record is from the annotation of a GenBank genome assembly. NCBI's taxonomy places the organism in Eukaryota, Ciliophora, Oligohymenophorea, Peniculida, Parameciidae.